UGGCAGCGCCCAUUGAUAAUAAGAAAUAAAACGUUGAUUUUAGGCUGUAAAGUAGAAAAAAAACACGAUAUGUCAGAGAUAACAAUCACACCACUUGGUGCUGGGCAAGAUGUUGGCCGAAGCUGCAUUCUUGCCACUAUUGGCGGGAAGAAUAUCAUGCUGGACUGUGGAAUGCAUAUGGGCUUCAAUGAUGAUCGACGAUUUCCGGACUUCACAUACAUAACCCGAGAAGGAAGAUUGACAGAACACUUGGAUUGUGUUAUAAUCAGCCAUUUCCAUCUCGACCACUGCGGAGCCUUGCCUUACAUGUCUGAGAUGGUUGGUUUUGAUGGUCCCAUAUACAUGACACACCCAACCAAGGCCAUCUGUCCUAUACUGCUGGAGGAUUAUCGUAAGAUCUCCGUUGAAAAGAAAGGGGAGACUAACUUCUUUACGUCGGAGAUGAUCAAAACAUGCAUGAAGAAAGUCAAAGCUGUUAACCUACAUGAAGUUAUACAGGUUGACGAGGAGAUGGAAAUUAAAGCAUACUACGCCGGCCACGUUCUGGGUGCGGCCAUGUUUCACGUCAGAGUAGGUCAACAAUCACUAGUGUACACAGGCGACUACAACAUGACUCCAGAUCGUCACUUGGGGGCAGCAUGGAUCGACAAAUGUCGACCCGAUCUGCUAAUCUCCGAGUCCACAUAUGCUACAACAAUCCGUGAGUCCAAGCGAUGCAGAGAAAGAGACUUUCUCAAGAAGGUUCAUGACUGUGUGGGGAGAGGGGGGAAGGUACUGAUUCCUGUAUUUGCGCUAGGCCGGGCCCAGGAGCUGUGUAUUCUACUGGAGAGUUACUGGGAGAGAAUGAACCUCAACAUUCCCAUAUACUUCAGCCUUGGACUUACAGAGAAGGCAAACCACUACUACAAGCUGUUUAUCUCCUGGACCAGUCAGAAAAUCAAAAACACUUUCGUACAGAGAAACAUGUUUGAGUUUAAACAUAUCAAGCCAUUUGACAGGUCAUACAUUGACAACCCCGGGGCCAUGGUUGUGUUUGCCACACCAGGGAUGUUACAUGCUGGGCUUUCCUUACAGGUCUUCAAGAAGUGGGCACCAUGUGAAAAUAAUAUGGUGAUCAUGCCGGGCUACUGUGUGGCAGGGACGGUCGGACACAAGGUCCUCAAUGGCGUUAAACGGAUAGAGUUUGAAAACAAACAACAUGUGGAUGUGAAACUGAAAGUGGAGUACAUGUCAUUUAGCGCUCAUGCGGAUGCCAAGGGAAUCAUGCAGCUAAUCUCCUGGUGUGAGCCAAAAAAUGUGCUGCUUGUUCAUGGGGAGGCGGCCAAAAUGGACUUCCUCAAGACAAAGAUACAGGGGGAGUUUGGUAUUGACUGUUAUAAACCAGCCAAUGGGGAAACAGUUACCAUAGAGACACAACAUAAUAUUCCUGUUGAUAUUUCCCUAAAUCUUCUCAAACGAGAAGCCUCAUUUAAAGAUUUGACCUAUCCAGACCCAAAGAAACAUAGAGUUCUGCAUGGUGCCCUACUAAUGAGAGGAAAUAAACUCCAGUUGGUCGACGCCGACGAGGCUCUCAAGGACCUUGGAAUCAAGGAACAUAAUCUACGUUUUACAUCGACGCUUUAUGUCGACGAGACAGGGCCCGCGCAGCAACUCACAGAGAAAGUAUACCAGCUCUGUAAAAAGAAGGUGUCGGACCAUCCUAGCCAGUUGUCAUCGGAUGGUUCAAUAUCGGUGUCAGACGUAAUGAUCACAAUAUCAGGAGAGGAUGAAGAAACCAAAUCCAUCCUUGUGACUUGGUCCCACCAGGAGGAAGACCUUGGCAGUGCUUUGAUGAAUAUGAUGAAGAAUGAGCUGUCUGUUGUCGAUGAAUGAACUCCGCCAAGCUCAGUAUAUAUUAAGGAUAAACUCUGAAGUAACUGUAGCAGCAUGCUUGGACUGUUGAUUGUUAGAGCAGUUUUGGGUCAUGGUGAUCAAACUGUAUCUGAUAAAAGACAUGAACAAUGUUUGGAAGUUCAUACAAGUAUUCUUUUCUUCUGUAUCACAGCAGAUGUAUGUUUGACAUACAUGUGUACUGUGUAGCAUGUUUGAGGCCGUAACUGAAUCUCCCAACCCAAUGGCUAUACAAGUGCUGGACACAUUGUCAGAAAGGAUAAACAAGCAGCUUCUCAGUCAUGUUUUAUUUGACAUUUUUCAUGUUUGCAUAAAAUUACAAAAACAAUAAAAUAUCUUAUCACA
Molecule: messenger RNA, 2235 nt
Organism: Mya arenaria
Lineage: Eukaryota; Metazoa; Mollusca; Bivalvia; Myida; Myidae
Product: integrator complex subunit 11-like
Exons: 18
Coding region: 70-1872 (600 amino acids)
Biological process (GO): snRNA processing
Cellular component (GO): nucleus
Source: RefSeq, a predicted model, not a curated record